GUUCUGCAGUACACAGGGCUGAAGCACAUUCCUGCUUUGCAAGGCUUUCUGUUGGAUGUAUUGUGGCUUUUGUUUGGAUUGCCGCAUGCAGAAUUACAGCCGUUCAGAGGAGACUCAUUACAACUCCUGCUGAAGCUCCUAAUCUUCUUCCCUUCUCUUCUGCCCUUUCCCCUUACCCUCACUUGGCCUGAAGACGUUGUCCCCAGAGUUUUGCCUUACUCCCUUGGUGCUAUGUGUAUGGUGAACCUGGCACUAUGGCCACAUCUGGGACUGGCCAGACAACUGCUGCUGGCUCUCUAUUUCAAGAAGGAUUUAAAGGGGAAUUGCACUGCAGGGAAUGCACCAGAGCAGCAGCAUCGGGAGCUUGAGGACUAAGGCUCCUCUGGCAUUAUUACACACAUGCAAAGCUGACCGCAAUGACAACAGCUGCUCCUUUGAACUGUUGGCAGCAGCCAAGCGGCAGCAUGAAGUGAUACAUCACUCCUGAGCUCAAGAUGAACUCCACCUUGGAUGGUAAUCAGAGCAGCCACCCCUUUUGCCUCUUGGCAUUUGGCUAUUUGGAAACUAUCAAUUUUUGCCUUUUGGAAGUGCUGAUUAUUGUCUUUCUAACUGUAUUGAUUAUUUCUGGCAACAUCAUUGUGAUUUUUGUAUUUCACUGUGCACCUUUGUUGAACCAUCACACUACAAGUUAUUUUAUCCAGACUAUGGCGUAUGCUGACCUUUUUGUUGGGGUGAGCUGCCUGGUCCCUUCUUUAUCACUCCUCCACUACCCUCUUCCAGUAGAGGAGUCUUUGACUUGCCAGCUAUUUGGUUUUGUAGUAUCAGUUCUGAAGAGUGUCUCCAUGGCUUCUCUGGCCUGUAUCAGCAUCGAUAGAUACAUUGCCAUUACUAAACCUUUAACCUAUAAUAGUCUGGUUACGCCCUGGAGACUUCGCCUGUGUAUUUUCCUGAUUUGGCUAUACUCAACCCUGGUCUUUCUGCCUUCCUUUUUCCACUGGGGAAAACCUGGAUAUCACGGAGAUGUGUUUCAGUGGUGUGCGGAAUCCUGGCACACCGACCCUUAUUUCACCCUGUUGAUCGUGAUGAUGUUAUAUGCCCCAGCAGCCCUUAUUGUCUGCUUCACCUAUUACAACAUCUUCCGCAUCUGCCAACAGCACACAAAGGAAAUCAGCGAAAGGCAAGCCCGCUUCAGCAGCCAGAGUGGGGAGACUGGGGAAGUGCAGGCCUGUCCUGAUAAGCGCUAUGCCAUGGUCCUGUUCCGAAUCACUAGCGUAUUUUACAUCCUUUGGUUGCCAUAUAUCAUCUACUUCUUGUUGGAAAGUUCUACUGGCCACACCAACCGCUUCGCAUCCUUCUUGACCACCUGGCUUGCUAUUAGUAACAGUUUCUGCAACUGUGUCAUUUAUAGUCUCUCCAACAGUGUCUUCCAAAGGGGACUAAAGCGCCUUUCAGGGGCUAUGUGUACUUCCUGUGCAAGUCAGACCACUGCAAAGGACCCUUACACAGUUAGGAGAAAAGGCCCUCUUAAUGGAUGUCAUGUCUGAAGUGACUCAGAUACUGGGUCACUCUGUGUGUAUGCAUUUUUUCCUUUUUAUCUCUAAGUAUUCCUAGUGAACUAGGAAAUCUGGAACAAAAUAAUCUGACUCUAAGCACUAGCAAACAAAUGAUCCAUCCAAGAACCUUUUAAGUUUGCAGGAAUUAUUUUCAAAAGUGCUUUUGAAUUAGAAGACUUAAGAUCAUGAAGAUAAGUUGCUCUUGGUUUCAGUUUUUGGAAUGUCAUGGAAAUGACUACAAUUCUCAGAUUUAAAAUGAAUAAAGCCAUAUCUAACACCUCUCUACAGCUGGCAUGACUGAACCUGGGUGUGAAAAGUGUCAGCAUUUUAAAAAGUCAUCAUUAUCUUGUCACUUUCUAGAUUCUUUUCAGCUACUUGGGCAUCAUGUGCAAUUGAUUUCUUUUAACAGGGAAUAUUAA
Carlito syrichta (Philippine tarsier) is the source of this 1972-nucleotide messenger RNA. RefSeq names its product G protein-coupled receptor 21 (gene GPR21). Gene Ontology annotation, molecular function: G protein-coupled receptor activity. The transcript is spliced from 2 exons. NCBI's taxonomy places the organism in Eukaryota, Metazoa, Chordata, Mammalia, Primates, Tarsiidae. Bases 495 to 1544 code for a protein of 349 amino acids. Gene Ontology annotation, cellular component: membrane. Gene Ontology annotation, biological process: G protein-coupled receptor signaling pathway. The record is from RefSeq and is a predicted model, not a curated record.